AGGGGCGGGCGCAGGCUGCGGGGUCGGCACGGAGGAUGCACGCGGGGCUCCUGGGGCUCUCGGCCCUGCUGCAGGCGGCCGAGCAGAGCGCGCGCCUUUACACCAUGGCUUACUACUUCACCACAGGACGGCUUCUGUGGGGGUGGCUGGCCCUUGCUGUCCUCCUGCCCGGGUUCUUGGUCCAGGCCCUGAGCUACCUGUGGUUCCGAGCAGACGGGCAUCCAGGGCAUUGCUCCUUGGUGAUGCUGCACCUCCUACAGCUUGGUGUUUGGAAGCGGCACUGGGACGCUGCACUGACCGCUCUGCAGAAGAAACAGGAGGCUCCCCACCGAGGCUGGCUGCAGCUGCAGGAGGCCGACCUGUCGGCCCUUCGACUCUUGGAGGCCCUGCUGCAGACCGGGCCCCACCUGCUGCUUCAGACAUAUGUUUUUCUAGCCUCAGACUUCACAGAUAUUGUGCCAGGGGUGAGCACCCUGUUCUCCUGGUCCUCACUCUCCUGGGCACUGGUGUCCUACACUCGCUUCAUGGGCUUCAUGAAGCCAGGCCACCUGGCCAUGCCAUGGGCCGCCCUCUUCUGCCAGCAGCUCUGGAGGAUGGGCAUGCUGGGAACCCGCGUGCUGAGUCUGGUUCUGUUCUACAAAGCCUACCACUUUUGGGUUUUUGUGGUUGCAGGUGCCCACUGGCUGGUGAUGACAUUCUGGCUUGUCGCCCAGCAGAGUGACAUCAUCGACAGCACCUGCCACUGGAGGCUGUUCAACCUGCUCGUGGGGGCCGUGUACAUCCUCUGCUACCUCAGCUUCUGGGACAGCCCUUCUAGAAAUAGGAUGGUCACAUUCUACAUGGUCAUGCUGUUGGAGAACAUCAUCCUGUUGCUGUUGGCCACUGACUUUCUCCAGGAGGCAUCGUGGACCAGCCUGCAGACCACAGCUGGGGUCCUGUCUGGAUUUCUGAUCGGCAGUGUUUCACUGGUAAUUUAUUACAGCCUGCUGCAUCCAAAAUCCACAGACAUCUGGCAGGGCUGCCUAAGGAAGUCCUGUGGCAUUGCAGGAGGUGAUAAAACAGAGAGAAGAGCUUCUCCCCGGGCCACAGAUCUAGCUGGGAAGAGAACCGAGAGCUCAGGCUCAUGCCAAGGGGCAAGUUAUGAGCUAACCAUUUUAGGGAAGCCCCCUACCCCUGAGCAGGUCCCCCCAGAGGCUGGGCUGGGGACCCAGGUUGCUGUGGAGGACUCUUUCCUCAGUCAUCACCACUGGCUGUGGGUGAAACUUGCCCUAAAAACAGGAAAUGUGUCUAAGAUCAAUGCUGCCUUUGGAAAUGACAGUCCUGUCUAUUGUCCACCUGCAUGGGGGUUGAGUCAACAGGACGAUCUGCAGAGGAAGGCCCUGUCUGCCCAGCAAGAGCUCCCAUCCUCAUCCCGUGACCCCUCAACCUUAGAGAACGGCUCUGCAUUUGAAGGUGUCCCUAAAGCAGAGGCCGACCCAUUGGAAACCUCAUGUUACGUAUCUUUUGCCAGCAAUCAGCAGGAUGAAGCACCUACCCAGAACCCAGCAGCCAUGCAGGGGGAGGGCACCCCAAAGGAAGGAGCCGAUGCUGUUUCUGGGACACAGGGGAAGGGGACAGGUGGGCAGCAGAGAGGAGGGGAAGGACAGCAGAGUUCCACAUUGUACUUCAGCGCCACUGCAGAAGUGGCCACAUCCUCACAACAAGAAGGCAGCCCAGCUACUCUGCAAACGGCCCACUCUGGAAGGAGGAUGGGAAACAGCAGUCCUGCCCAGCCUACAUCGCCCCACCCAGUGGGCUUGGCGCCCUUCCCCGUCACCAUGGCCGACAUUAGCCCCAUCCUAGGCACAGGCCCAUGCAGAGGCUUCUGCCCCAGUGCAGGCUUCCCUGGAAGAACCCUCAGUAUCUCAGAGCUAGAGGAGCCACAGGAGCCCACAAGGGACCUAAGUCACCAUGCAGCUGUUGAUGUGUGGAUGUCGUUGCCACAGCUGAGGACUGCCCAUGAGCCCUGCCUCACAUCCACCCCUAAGUCUGAGUCUAUCCAAACGGACUGCAGCUGCAGGGAACAGAUGAAGCAAGAGCCGAGUUUUUUCAUCUGACCACAGUCAUUGUGGGAUAAGACAACAGGCUGACAAACCAAGCUGGUCAUUUGGUGCAGUGAGAGGAGAAAUCCCACUUCUGACACCUGUGUCCUUGGGCACAUCACUGUCACCUCUGAAUCUCCAUCUGCAUCCCUGCAAAAUGAGGAAACAGGGCUGGAUGAUUUCGCAGGUCCAAUGUAAACAUCACAGACCUCACCCAUGCAUAGGAGAGACUCUAACACACUUUAGAGGAGAAGAAAGAGACUCCAGUCAAAAUUGUCUGCUGCCUUUUAUGAGCUGUAGGUUCCCUUAUUUUAUCUUUUGGCUGUGGCUUCUAGGAAACACAAAGGUAGAACCCAGAUUCCUAUUUUAUUUGAGAUUCUUGUUACAAUUAGCUUUGCCUCACACUUAGUGGUUAUGAAUCUCAUUUUAAGAUAUUCUAACUGCAUUAUGUUAUGAAAUCUCCUGGUAAGAUAAUUUGAAUGCUUUCUGGGAGUAGAUAAGGCCUGUGUGCUUGCAAUAACUAACAUAACUGAAAGUGCAAAUGUCAUUCUAAGGUUCCCAUAUCUUUUGGUUAGGGGACAAUAUUAGAGCUUUUAAAAAGGAAGGGUAGACUCAGCUCAGCCUCACGCAUGCUAAGGGCACAUGUACACAUUUUCUGCAAUUUGCUCUCAGACCAUCAGCAUCCUCCUGGCCAGGCGCAUAAAUGUAUUUUUCUGUGAAAUGUGCAGCUCCCCUUCGUGCAGGCUGGCCAGCCAGGAGUUCCCUUCCAGCUCCCACUGCUGCUUUCCACCCCAUCUCCUUUAUCUCCAAGCUUUGUUCCCACUUCCAUUCGAUGUGAGACACUAUCCAUGAUUUAAGCCCAUCCAAUAAGAAGGGAGCAAACGUCCAUUCCUCUCGCACUCUCCUUCUCUCUGACUCCUCCACUCUAAAGUGUUCUUUGUGGCUAGGUAUUUCCAUCAUUUCUUUAAGCCUUCCUUUGUAGCUGAUUAAGGAAGUCCAGUCAUAAACCAUCAAAGAGAAAGGCACACAGACAGCUGGAUGCUAUUUAGGGAUGGGUAUUUUUGUUUUGUUUUGUUUCAUUUCAUUUGUUUAUUUGUUGAGACAGGGCCCCUCUGUCACCCAGGCUGGAGUGCAGUGGCAUGAUCAUGGCUCACUGCAGCCUCAACUUCCAGGGCUUAAGCGAUCCUCUCGCCUCAGCCUCUCGAGUAGCUGGGACUACUGGCAGGUGGGCACCAUGCCCGGCUACUUUUUUGUAUUUUUUGUAGAGAAACGUUCUUGCCAGGUUGCCCAGGCUGGUCUCCAAUUCCUGAGCUCAAGCGAUCUGCCCACCUCGGCCUCCCAAAGUGCUGGGAUUAUAGGCAUGGGCCACCGUGCCCAGCCAGAAUGGGUCGUUUUUAUUCUCUCCAAACACUUUUGGAUUAGGGUACAAUAUUAGAGCUCUAACAAGGAAUAGUAGAAUAACUUAGCUCAGCCUGACACAUACUAAGGGCAUGUGCAGACACUUUCUGCAAUAAGCUGUCAGACCAUCAGCAUCCUCCUGGCCAGCCACAUAAGCCAAUCGGGGAUGGCAGACAAGUGGCUACAAACUUUCCAUACAACAGGUGAAGAUAACGAGACUUUGGGUCAGAUGCAGGGGCUCACACCAGUAAUCCCAACACUUUGACGGGCUGAGGCGGGAAGAUCACUUGAGGCCAGAAGUUCGAGACCAGCCUGGGCAAUGUAAUGAGACCCCACCACUACUAAAAAUACAAAAAUUAUCUUGGUGUGGUGGCACACACCUGUAGUCCCAGCUACUCGAGAGGCUGAGGCACGAGAAUCGUUGAACUGGGAGGCAGAGGUUGCAGUGAGCUGAGAUCGUACCAUGGCAUUCCAGCCUGGGCAACAGAGCAAGACUCUAUCUAAAAAAAAAGUUUGUUAAUAGAACAAAAUCAUUCAUAGUUCCAUUCACUGUGCUAUCCCAGCGUCUCAGUCCUUCCUCCAUGCAGUCUCCUGCCCAGCCAGGUGAGAGCAUGAGCGUCUUCCCUGAGUCCUCACCAGCCCUCCCCAUUUGUCCUCCAAGACUCCACUCAAACAUCACCUCUUGGUGCCUUUCUGGGCCCUCCCCGGCUCCAGCUGUCCCAGACCUACCCUCUGUCCCCAGGUUGUACUCCACUGCCCUUUGCCCUCUGGUGACCUCUUCCUAAACUUGAAGCCCUGCCUCCCUGAAGGCUAAUUAACGGUUGCAGUCCUCAUUCUGGGCUAACUCCAAGGUCCAGCAGAGUGUCUGGCAAAAGUAGGCGUUAGGGCAUUCAACAGCAUGAAUUCACUCACGAGCGGGGCUGUGGGCAUGAAUUUCAGCUUGAGUGCCUAUCCUGGUUCAACGGCAUUUGUGUUAUGGGGUAAAAGUAAGGGUGAGAUAUGCUGAAUUUGCUCGUUCUUUUCAAACUUUCUAGCCCUGAAUAACCUGGAAAGCUAGAAAUACUCUUCAUUCAUUCAUUCAUUUAAGGAAUAUUAGUUGAGUAUGACAGGCACGGAGUAUGCAGAAAUCAAGGCAUGUACUUGCUGUUCGAGGCCCCGUGGACCAUCAUGGGCUUCUCAAAUGGCUUCCUCACUUCAUGCCUCCAGAAAGCAUAUUGCCCGGUGAUGAAAAGGAUCAGAAAAUAUACAUUAUAUUUAUUAGAGAAGACUAAUAAAUGGACACUUAAUUCAAAAAUGCUUGCUGAGCACCUAUCGAAUGCUAGUCAUUAGGAUCACAGAGCUACACAGAAGAAAUGUGCCAGGUGCCCACGGCGUCAGUGGGAGAAGCAGGUGAGAGCUUUAUGGAGUCCCCUCUGAGACAGCUGCAGGAUCCCGCAGCAGGUCAGCUUAACAAGGGCAUGAUUGUCAUCUUCAGGGACCUGACACUGUUCUGUAGGGAGAGAUCCUAUUUUCUUCCUGCAGUUUCUUAUGAGCCAUGAAGAAACUCCUUAGGGCUCCAGACAGGAUCUUUAAGACAGAGUUACCCAAAGGUGGACAAGGCUGUCCCUGGAGAUGAGUGCAUAAAGCCAGAACAGCCCCUUAGUGAAAUGACUAAGAAGGAACCUCAAGGACUAGAAGAUGCAGCUGAAAGUGACUUUCCAGGUCCUGACCUGGAGCUUCAGUGGCUGGGCAUGGGUAGCAAGGAGGCACACAGCAGGUGGAGACUUUAAGGUCUGUUCCAGGACAUUUUCCAUUCUUUUAUUUUUAUUUUUACUUUUUUGGUAGAGAUGGCAUUUCAUCAUUUUGGCCAGGCUGGUCUUGAACUCCUGACCUCAGGUGAUCCACCCACCUCAGCCUCCCAAUGUGCUGGGAUUGCAGUCAUGAGCCACUGUGCCCAGCCCAUUUUCUACUAUCGAGAAGAAGGGAAGAACCAGAGAAUGAAAACCAGUGCAUCGGGAGAGACCUGAAGACGAGCACGUCGGCUUCCUGUUCUCAUGGAGCCUCUGUGGGUCAGGUUUUGCAAUUAUCCAAGAUAACCAGCCUUGAGUAUCCAUGACGCUUCACCCCAGGACAACUCAUGCCUCUGCCUGUGGAAGGACACAGAGGACCUCAGUGGGGAUGGAAGAAGGGCCUUCUCCUUGUCACCAGCUCCCAGGACUGAAUAUUCACUGCUGUCUUGGGGAGAAGGGACUGGGUGGUGCCUUGGGCCUCACUAGCCCCCAUGUGGAACUUUGUGGCUGGGCCCGUGGAGCACAACCAUGACAUUUGGAGACAGCUGUGCUAAUGCCCUUCAGACAAACACCACCAGGAACCCCCUGUAACUGAACCAGUUGGGUUUACGAUUCUUCUCAGCAAAGAAGCACACACGCCAUGGGGGACUGUGGGGCCGCUCGUGAAAGGAGAUUGGAAAGGACUUACAGGAUUUGGGCUUUGCUGGGUGAAUCUGGGGAGGGUCUAGGGAAGCCAGGUCUACUCAGGGUUGGGAGCAAUGCUGUGACUGGGUAUUGCAGUCAGUUGCAUCUGUAGGGAGGGACUCAAGCAAGCAUAAAGCUGCCAUGGGUAAAGAAGCAGUCAUCACCCACUUAGUGGGAAAGGGGGAGCCUGGUGUUUUGUGGCUGCAUGGUGACCUUUGGUCUUGCUGUGUCACGGUCUCCAGUGGCCACGUCAGAGGCUUCUCACAGAGGUGUCCUGUGAGAAGCUUUGUGGCCAAUAGGAGAACACCAGGGCCGGCCUUAAGCAUCAGACCAGGUCCCAGAGUUCAGGGACUGCUCUUUUCUUCAUUAGAUUAGUGGUAGUUUUGUAGAUGUUUGGUAGCCUAAAUAUUAUCUAUUGGAUCACAACCGAAACAGUAGCUUUUCCUGAGUCCCAGCGGCGGCUCACUCAUCCUCCAGCUAUGUCUGGACCCGAGUUUGCAUUUCAGCCCUUCCCGUCCUUAGUGCAGAGCAGACCUCACGUAGACUGGCUGCAUUUGUCCACAGCGUACACUGACGUCCGGAGAAAGCGGAAACAGCCGUGUCUAUCACAGAAGCCCAAGGUCACACAACUGUGACCCACCUGCCCGAGGGCGAGGCUGAGCCAGUGCAGAUAGCGGGAUGCUCCUCACAGGCCCGCAGGAAGGACAGGGGCCGGCCCUGCCCAUGCUGUGCCACGUCCAGUGCGUGAGAAGCUCCCGCUUGAGUCACCACGUCUGUCCCGAGAGAGGUACGACCUCCUCCUUUCCCCAACGCAGGGAGUAUGCGAGGCAAAGCCAUACUCGUGGGAGAACUCUCCAAGUCCAUAGUGAGCAGGGUGCGGAUUCUCCCGGUAUUUCCACCCACUCACCCUCCAUUUCCACCAGAUUCACCCUCCUUUCCCACCCAACCACCCUCCAUCCCCACCCUUCCCACCCACUCACUCCCAUUCCCACCCACUUACCCCCCAUCCUCACCCUCUCACCCUCCAUCCCCCCCAACUCACUCUUGUCCCAUCCAUUCACCCUCCAUCCCCCACCCCCACUAGGUCCUUUCCAGCCUCCCCCUCCAUAAAACUGUGUGCCCUGAAAGAUCGCUCCUCGCCUCAGGGACUCCUCCCUCCACUUGUCCGCUGUGUCUGCCCAGACUUGGUGCUGCGGAGAUCCAUCCUCAAGCAAACACCAGCGUACUUGUAGGCCGUUCUCCUGGGCUGCAGUCUCCUCCUGUCUCUGUCUCCUCUUCUGAUGCCUCUUCCUCAGGAGGUGGCCGUCACCCACAACUUCACAAUGGCAUUUCCCCUCAGAGCAUCGAUCCUCCGUCUGCUGCGGCAGCUACCAGGUCACUUCCCUCUUGGCCCAUGCAGGUACCCCUCCUGUGCCCUGGGCCACAGACUGCAUGGCACUGCUGUCUCUACCAAAAGCAGGGAACCGCUGCUAUCCAGGACCUGUGGAAAAUUAGGCUUGAUUUAAAUGAAUGUUUCCAUACCAAUUAUAAGCUCCUUAGGGCAGGAAAUUUUGUUCAACUCUCUGUCCCCUUGAGACCCUGCUUGAUAAAUGGCUCAUGGCAAGUACUCUUACCGUGGAAUUUGAUUUCCAGGCUUUUCUGAAUGACUCAGGAUUUUACCUCCAGAAGCAAAGCUUCUGAACACACAUUUUGUAGGCGGGUCUUUGCGGAAACAUUUUCACUCCCUCCCCUGUCCUCUGUAGCGGAGAACUCUGACAUCUCAGAACAUGGUCGCUUCUCUCUUUCCUGCUCAAAGGAGCUGUUUACAAAGUGUGGGGUAGAGUUAGGAAACCCAGGAGGAAUGGCAGAGCGCUCCGCCUGCGGCUGCAGCCCUGAGGGCAGGAGUGGGGCUGCUGUCGGCCCCCAGAGAGAGUGCUCGCCGCCCUUGGUCCCCCGUGUCUGAGCUGUGCUGUUGGUAAGGACUGCAGCCAACCCCCAGUGACCUGGCAGGAGAAGAUACGUGUCCUGCCCUUCUGCUAGGACCACCAGCAUCGGCCAGACCUAACCAACGACGUGGAGUCUCCACGCAGUCUAUAAAAACCAGCUCCCAUGGCCUGGGACAGGGCGAAGAGUCAGUCUGGAAGGGAGAACUGAAGACAACUGGCACUGCUACCGCGCUGAGAUGCCUCGGGGACUUGUCUUACUCGCUGCCAAGCACUUGGCCCCUGCAUCAAAUGGCCCCCAAGCUGUGGCCUUUUAAAAUAUGUGUGUCCACUUCU
Messenger RNA from Pongo pygmaeus (Bornean orangutan), 8190 nucleotides. It is a transcript of the gene XKR5, whose product is annotated as XK related 5. Gene Ontology annotation, cellular component: membrane. The record is from RefSeq and is a predicted model, not a curated record. Lineage: Eukaryota; Metazoa; Chordata; Mammalia; Primates; Hominidae. The transcript has 7 exons. Bases 36 to 2096 code for a protein of 686 amino acids.